Phytophthora sojae is the source of this 1993-nucleotide messenger RNA. RefSeq lists its product as hypothetical. The record is from RefSeq and is a predicted model, not a curated record. The coding region runs from base 708 to 1847 and encodes 379 amino acids. NCBI's taxonomy places the organism in Eukaryota, Oomycota, Peronosporomycetes, Peronosporales, Peronosporaceae. The transcript has 4 exons.
AGGGCCUCCGAAAAUAGCAUUGUCAAUAACAUUAUUUCAGAAAAUAACAAUAAAUUACGCAUUUCGGCGGGUUCAGCCAUCUACCGUGAUAAUUUAUUGAUGUGCUUUGUGAUAUUACAUAAUUUAUCACAGUUACCUUUAUAUAAUAAUGUUAGCGUUAUACCAGCCAUCUUCUCGCUUCCAGUCGUUCAGUAGAACUGGAAUCACUGGUUGUCUGCGUUGCUAGUUGCAGCUCAUUUGGCAGCGCUCACUUUUCAAUUUUCACUUCUCAAGCCUCCAAGACCUCAUCCAGCAUGGUUCGCGCUAUCCGCCCCCCUCGCCCUACCUACACGAACUCCCAAGUCUCGGGGGUUUACUUCCGCCCGUGUCGCGACGAGAACGACGAGGUGAUUCUCGAGUAUUUCCGUUGCUGUUGCGGCACGGUUCGGAAGCAAACCCAUAGGAACGGGUACUCCAACCUGAUGCAACAUAUCAGGCGGGAGCACCCUGACUACGAGACCGUCAUGCUCGACGCUACGACAGCGGAGACAGGCUCCCUCGUGAACUUCGUCCGCCACUCGGCGCUCAACCUCCACGACUGGAUGGUUUGGAUUGUUAUGUGCAACCUGCCACUCUCUUUUUGUGAGAGCCGAGAAGCUCGGCGGUACGUGUAUGCAUAAGGUCAUUGUGUUUACAUUACUACGGAAACUAACAACUUUACUUUACGGAUGUUAUUCAGCUACUCCAGCCUGGACCCCAUCUCGGAGGAAACCCUGCGGGCUGGCAUGGACGGGGUCGUCGUCGCCCACUACAUCGCCGUGUUCGCGUGCUAUGAGGUGAACGGCUGUCCCAAGACAACGCUACUCAGCAUGGCCCCGCUGCUGGACGCGCUGGACGACGAUCUCUCCGCGCAGGGCCAUCUCGAGUUUCUAGCGACCAUGCUGCCGCGCGAUUACGGCGUACAGCUGGCGCAGUGUCGCUUCCUCGUAGCUGACAACUGCGCCGUAAACCGGCGGCUGGCAACUCUUAUGAGUGUGCCGCUUGUUGGUUGCGCAAGCCACCGCCUGAACAGCAAGGUUCAGGCGGACAUGGCGUCGCAUGAGGAGGACUUGGCUGCUGUGCAGGCGCUCAUGGUAAAAUUGCGUACUCUCACCCAAUCUGCCAAACUACUGUUGAAAACGCCACUUCGGCCUGUCAUUCGCCAGGACACGCGCUGGAGCUCUACGUUCGAGAUGGUACGGCGCUACCUCCAGCUCCUCGAGUUUCUUGACGCCGAAGACGACGACCUCAUGGACCUGCUGCCGCCGCUGGCGAUGAACAAGCGACUGCGGGCAUUGUACCAGGAGCUGUGCGAUAUCGAGUCGGUCUCGAAGGCCCUUCAAGGCCACGACGUCGACCUGCUGGACGUUCGCGAGUGGUUCGACGAGCUGAUCGCCGUCAAGCCACAAUAUGGGCGCUACAUUGGGCCUCGGGCCAACAUUGUGCACAGCCCAGAUUUUGAGGCUGGGUGUGUACGCGGUCUCCGCGGGAAGGCGCAGCGGCUGACGCGUGCUGAAAAGGCCGCUUUGCAGCCCUUUGAAGCUGCCGGACCGGACGACGUGGCCGCGAGUGAGGAGAAGGAGGAUCCAGCCGCGUCGUUCGUGGAGCGUCUUCGGAAGCGCCGGCAGCUUGCACAGGACCGUGUCAAGUAUGAGCAGCUGAAGAGCAUCCCACCCGCGUCGAACGUGGUGGAACGCUUCUUCAGCAUUGCUCGGGUGACGUUUGGUCAUCAACGACACGGCCUGCUGCCACGCACGCUUGAGACGAUUUUGUUUCUCCGCCAGAAUCGGUCGUACUUGGAUGCAACGACUGUGGACAAUUUGAGCUAGAUGAUACGCUAACUGGUGUCUUGUUAAUAGACUUCAUGCUUUUCAUAAUGGCAUUAUUUAUUGGGUACGUUGGGGAGCGUCAGGGGAUAAUUUAUUCAGCAACGCCCAACCUACUAAAUAAAAAUGCCAUAUUCGGAGGCCCUGCU